This is a messenger RNA of Oncorhynchus tshawytscha (Chinook salmon), 3967 nucleotides long. RefSeq names its product ERBB receptor feedback inhibitor 1. The transcript is spliced from 4 exons. The coding region runs from base 566 to 1984 and encodes 472 amino acids. Gene Ontology annotation, cellular component: extrinsic component of cytoplasmic side of plasma membrane. The record is from RefSeq and is a predicted model, not a curated record. NCBI's taxonomy places the organism in Eukaryota, Metazoa, Chordata, Actinopteri, Salmoniformes, Salmonidae. Gene Ontology annotation, biological process: negative regulation of epidermal growth factor receptor signaling pathway; regulation of keratinocyte differentiation.
UCGUCUAGUUAAAUAAAAAAUCAAUCACACAUUUUUUACCAAUGUGUACCAACUAUUAAUUACACAAAAUAUCUGUAAAUGUAUAAUUCUUAGUGAAGCCUGCAAAACACAUAUAGCCGCAUAAAUCACUUUAGGUAUGCAUAUACAUUAUUCAUGUUAAGUGAAACAUAAAAUCUUCAUCAGUAGUCGAAUGUGCAGGUGUUGUGUGUGCAGGCCGUUAAAUGGAAAGCUAUGUCUUUAAGAGUUGAGUGAAAGGCGGAGCCAGAGUAUAUUCUUGUAGCGUGGUGGAGCUUAAAAGAACAUCACUCACAACAAUAGUAUUAUUGAGUAGUCUCUCAGAACAUAAAGAAUAGUUACUGUACCAAAUGCGUUGUCCUUUAUUUCUCCUCAGUACAAUAGCAGACUGAAGCUUGUAAAUUGGGCUAUACUAACGUCUACCGCAAAACACGGGAAGUAGAACUGUCGCCAGAAGAGGAUUCUUAACGUUUCUACGUAACAGCUGAGGAAAACUUGUAAGGUCCAGCAGUAGCAGCCAGCUGGGCAGUCCGAGUGUUUCCUGGCUUUGAUGCGACCCGAUUGUGCCUGGAGCAUGUGCACAGCGGGCCUGACUGCCCAGGAGAUCUGUUUACCUGCAGACAGCCCCUUCCUGCGGACCAGUCACUGUCUCAGCAUGGCUGAAGCCAAGCCCUCAUGGAGCCACCGCCAUGAGCUGGACAACUUGUACUUCAGUAUGGAUCCAGCACCAACAGAAUACAACUUUCGAUUUCAGCAGCAGGUGCCACCAUCGCUCAAUUCUGAGAGACAGAAACAUAGCCCUGGUGCACAGUGGUUACCCCCAAAGAAAUCCCGUCCCACUCAUCUGUCCCUGUCAUCUAGCACUGAGCCCUCCACCCCUAGCCCUGCUGAGGAUGACCAGGUGGUCCCUUCCUUCCAGAGGUUGUCUGUGUACGAACACUGCAGUCCCCCCCACACACCUAGCCGGGGGGCCAAACCCCUGCCUCCUCUCCCUGGGCGGGCAGACCUUUCCCCUGACCAGGCCAUGGACAAUGAGGUGGAGUUCUUCACCAGUUCAGAUGACCGACGCUGCUUGGUGCCUGAGCAGUGUCACCCCAAACCCUCUGCCUUUCGCUACGGAGCCCCCAGCCGCAGGAGCUUCAGGGGCUGUGGGCAGAUUAACUAUGCCUACUUUGAGGGACCUGCGGGGCAGCAAAGACAACAGGAACAGAAGGAGCAGCAGCGGGUACAGGAACAACAGCGGGUACAGGAACAACAGCGGGUACAGGAACAACAGCGGCAACAGCACGAGCAGCAGGAACAGCAACAGAGGUUGGAGCAGGAGGUGCGGGAGCAAGCAGAGCAGCAGCCAGUGUGUCCCAGACAGCAGGACCGAGCCCAGAGGAAGCUGCGGCGCUCUCACUCUGGCCCUGCUGGCUCCUUCAACAAGCCCACGUCGCUGCGCCUACCCUGUCACCACCGCCACACUCAGGGCAUGGACAAACCAAUGGUUCCCCCCCGCGUGCCCAUCCCCCCACGGCCCAUCAAGACUGCAGACUACCGCCGCUGGUCAGCCGAGGUGUCCUCUGGGGCAUAUAGUGACGAGGACAAGCCCCCCAAGGUGCCCCCCAGGGACCCUUUGUUGUCUCAAGGCAGCUCCCGUACCCCCAGCCCCAAGAGCCUCCCCUCGUACCUUAACGGUGUUAUGCCCCCCACACAGAGCUUUGCCCCAGACCCUAAGUACGUGAGCUGGGGUUUACAGAGGCAGAACAGUGAGGGGUCUCCAUGCAUCCUGCCUGUCAUGGAGAACGGCAGGAAGGCCAGCACCACACACUACUUCCUGCUCCCACAGAGGCCGGCCAACCUGGACAAACCUUACCCGGAGAAGAUACUCCAGGAUGUGGACUGCCCGGCAGGUCGCAGUAGGGGGGCUUCAGACCCAGAAUGGGAUUGUCAGACCAAGAGGAAAGUACAGGUGGAUAUAGUUUGACCCGGAGGAGACAAAUUAGGGAAGGACUCCAGUGGACUCGCGCAAUCAACCACUGGGGACACAGAGCCUCAGGACGCUGAGGCCUUCAAACACUUACUGCUGCUUUAACACUGACGACUUCGGUAGUUUUUACCUUGCUAUUCUAAAAACAUGGGUAUUUGACGUACCAUUUACAGUUACUGGGACUUUAGGAACUGCAACUACAACAAAGAUGCAUGGUCUAAAUGUGUUCUCUAACUAUUGAGUGUGUGGGUAAUAUGUAACAAUUUUUAGUUCUCUUUUUUUUAUAUGAUUUAAUAUUUUAGUACAUUGAGUAUAUGUAAAUGUUUUUCUGAUAGUGGUGCAGUUAGCGUAUAAGCUGCCUCAAGUUCUCAGUGGUGUGUGUGUCACAUGUAUAGGAUGUUUUGUGAGUUGUAUGUUGUGUUUUUGAUAUUGCUUUUGUGUCUCAGAACUUGGGGACAAAGGGUCAGUAAAGCAAUCAUCAAUCUCCUAUUGCAUAUAUGAAGUCUAAAGAAGAGGCCAAUGUAUUGAAACACUUUUAUGAAGGAUUCUCCACCCACAUCCCCGUUCUAACUCCUAUUAUGUAUAAGCAUGAAUAUAGGAAUGCACAUAUGUUUCCUGCCUUGUUGAUAUUUCAGUCUUACUCAGGCCACUAUGUUUAUGAAUGGAAGUGUAUUUCUGUGUUUCCCUCACUGGAUGUACACUCUGUACCCGUGGGAGAGUGGAAUAAUGGUAUGCCUGUCUCCAGUGGAAUGUCUAGUGCAGUUUGUACUUUGUGUUAGGCGUGUGUGUGCGUGGUGCAACUGUGUUCGUGUUUUCCCUGCUGAUUUUGUGACUUUUCUACCAUAUCGUAGAAAACUAGGUUAACAAUAUUUGUUACUGUUCUCUUCCUGUUUUCAACACUGCUGCCAAAUACACGGUCGUAAAGAGCAUCCUCCCUAACCCUUAUGCUACUUUCAGUGUCCAGGUCAUUUUGUGUUGCACAAAAAUGUGCCUGUUGAACAUAUGUGAAUGUAUGAUUUUCUUACAGUUUGGGCAGCUCAGUAGCUGGUCAAGCUGGGAGUCAUUGUCUGUCACUAAUUGUCUUCAAUACUACCUCCCAAUGACAAUACAAAUCAAUAUAUACCCAAAAACCUUGUGGAACGUAAUCCUAAAAUAAUUUGAAUUGAAACCUCUAAAUUAAAACUGAAACAGUGCCAAAUAUUUCUCAAACGCCCUCAGUGAAAAUAUGAAAUAUGAUUCAAAUAUAAACCACUACUUCACUUACCAUAGUCCAUUUACCAUAUUUCAGAAUUAUAAACCAAUGACCCGGACCUUUCAUUUGACAUUAUUUCCACUACACCAAGUGAUCGUGGAUCCCAGAGACGUUGGGCUCACCUGAUAACACAUAAGACAUAUUAUGCUUGACUGUGUGGGGCUUACCUACAUGAAACGGACUUUCCUGUUCUGCUAAUGCAUUCCUGCCUGACAUGAUUGCAGUGGGUGUGGUCCAGAGACUUUGGCUGCUGGCGGCCAGGAAAUGAUAUGGAUUUUAUUGUAAUAGAUUAUUCAAGAAUCAUAAUGAUGACAUAGUGAAUUUAGCAAGUGUGUCGAAGUAACCCUGGAUAUAAAUCAUGGUGGUCGAAUUGGAUAUCAGAUUAGCUCUACAGUCAAAUGGUCACUUAAGUACAUUUUCCCUCAAAGGGAAAACAAACCUAGUGGAGGCCGUGUCGUUUUAUAUUUCAUGUAUAAUACAUUGUUUACAUUGUACACUGAUAGGUUAUUUAAUCUUAACCUAUUCCCAUGUCUUAUCGGAAACAAUGAAAUCCAAUGAAGACUAGUUCAUCAAGAAUAAUUGACAUUAUCUGCUGUGGUGAAACAAAUGCACUGGGAGUAAAGAACAUGAUGCUGUGUUUAUUUAACAUAAAUACACUAGUCAUUAUGAAUAUUUGAUCUCAAUGUAUCAGUCUUUUAAAGGGAAAAAUAAAAUGACUUAUUUAUGAA